AUGGCCUCCCUCCGUCUACAAUCUCUAGUCUGCCCGGACGCGUCGUUCACUAUCUCUGCCUUUAUUUUCCCUAAAUUAACCGGGAAAAUUCCGGCCGCUCAAGUCGCCUGCUCCUCGUGGAACCAUCUCCGUGAUCUCUCACUCGCCGACCCGGAAUUUGCGACUCCCGGCCCCAUCGAUAUCAUCCUCGGAGCCGAUAUAUACGGAUCUCUGCUCCACGAGGCCAUUCGCAAAGGACCUCACGACGCACCCGUCGCUCAAAGCACCGCGCUAGGAUGGAUAGUGUCUGGACCAGCCGCGCACGCGACGUCCGAACCGACUCCCGUUCCAAGAAUCACUCUAUCCACGCGCGCCGACUCUGAAUUGAACGACGAGCUCCAACGAUUCUGGCUACAGGAAGAAGUUCAACCUGCAUCGCGCAAACACCUCACCGCGGACGAGCUAGAAUGUGAAGAACACUUCCGCAAGACCCACUCUCGCAACGAAACCGGCCGAUAUAUCGUUCGGUUUCCGUUUCGCGCGAACCUCGGUGAACUCGAGAAUUCCCGCUCGGUCGCGCUUCGCACCCUCGACAGAGUGAGCGAACAGCUGCGCCGAAAUGACACUUUUCGCGGUCUUUACGUUGACUUUCUACGCGAGUACGCGUCAUUGGGGCAUAUGUGUCCCGCUCCAUCAGACGACGAUCCGACGCAGCGCGUUGUCUAUCUCCCGCAUCACGGAGUCUUGCGCGAGAGCAGCAAUACCACUAAGCUCCGAGUCGUUUUCAAUGGCUCCGCAAAAACAACGACUAAUCUUUCCCUCAACGACUGUCUUCACACCGGUCCAAAGUUGCAGCAGGAUCUCGAUGCCGUUCUACUCCGAUGGCGAACGUACGCCUUCGUAUUCGCCGCUGACAUCGAAAAGAUGUACCGGCAAAUCCUCAUACACCCCGACGACCGCGAUUACCAGCGCAUCCUGUGGAGCGAAAGCGGAGCCCUCCUCAUAUUCCUCCUGUGCACGGUCACGUACAGCCUAGCCUGUUCUGCCUUUCAGGCUAUCCGCGUACUACGUCAACUGGCCGACGACGAGGGACACCGGUUCCCCUUAGCCGCUCCCGUGCUCCUGAACUCAGCAUAUGUCGAUGACGUCUUAUCCGGUGCGGAUACGCCGCAACUCGCACGAGACAAGGCCAACCAAGUCUCACAGCUCCUCAUGGCGGGCGGUUUCAAGCUCCAGAAAUGGUCCACUAACGACCACACAAUCAUCGAAGACGUCACCGCCAACCACUCAACCACCACGCUAGAGUUCGACUCGGAGGCUCGAACCCUCGGUCUCACGUGGAAUCCAGACUCCGACACGUUCCACUUUCGGUUCCAACCCCUCGAUCCUUCUGUUACUCCCACCAAAAGGUUGAUUCUCUCUCGGGUCGCUCAGCUAUUCGACUCGCUCGGCUGGCUCUCCCCGAUCACCAUCACGGGAAAGAUCAUCAUCCAGCGACUAUGGAAAGCCCAAGUGGAUUGGGAUGAACCUCUCUCUGACUCGCUCGCGCAAUCCUGGACCGAACUCUGCCACGAUCUCCCGUGCAUCUCCUCGUACUCGGUUCCGCGCUGGCUUCACACCCUUUCCACAUCCGUCGUCGAACUACACGGUUUCUCAGACGCCUCUCAAAACGCUCUCGGUGCUGUGGUCUACUUGCGCACCUUCUCUGAGUUCGACGACGCCAAGGUCACCUUACUCGCCGCCAAGAGCAAGGUCGCGCCGAUCAAGAAACGAUCCCACGCCUCGAGCUCUCCGCCGCGUGUGUGUCUCGCAUGGAUCCGAGGACAACCUUGCCAAUGGGGCGAAUUCGUCGCCAAUCGAGUCGCGCUAGUUCAGGAAACGGUCCCGGAUGCACACUGGCAUCAUGUCUCCGGCACGGAUAAUCCAGUCGACUGCGCCUCGCGGGGACUUCUGCCGCAUCGUCUUCUCCUUCACUCACUGUGGUGGUACGGACCCGAAUGGCUUCAGCAGCCGUUGGUAUCCUGGCCUUCCGCUGUUCCUCCGCUCGAUCACUCCAUCGACCUGGAGCUGCGGCGAUCCAGCUCCUUCAUGACCACGACCCGCCGCUCCGUAAACUCAUGCUGGGACCUCAUCACUCAAUAUUCGCGUCUGAAUCGCCUGCUCCGAAUAACGGCGUGGAUACGACGCGGCGCGCUUCGCUUCAAGAGAACUCCCUGCUUAACACUCUCACUAACACCAGAGGAAAUUCGCUCCGUUGAACGCUUUUGGGUGCACGAGACGCAACAAGCAUUCUUCAAACCUGAAAUCGACCUUCUAUCACAAGGAAAUCCUCUUCCUCGCGCCAAUCCUCUUCUCAAGCUCGCGCCCUUCAUAGACCACGAAGGCCUUCGCAUUAGCGGACGCCUUAAGAAUUCUCUGCUCGACUCUGACUCUAAACAUCCCGUCAUCCAUCCUCGCGACUGCCAACUAUCCGCGCUCCUAAUCGACGAUGCUCAUCAACGCAUCCUACACGGUGGCGUCCAGGUUACGCUCGCCAAUCUUCGUCGCUGCUACUGA
Messenger RNA from Ooceraea biroi (clonal raider ant), 2535 nucleotides. RefSeq lists its product as uncharacterized. The record is from RefSeq and is a predicted model, not a curated record. NCBI's taxonomy places the organism in Eukaryota, Metazoa, Arthropoda, Insecta, Hymenoptera, Formicidae.